This is a messenger RNA of Purpureocillium lilacinum, 438 nucleotides long. The record is from RefSeq and is a predicted model, not a curated record. Lineage: Eukaryota; Fungi; Ascomycota; Sordariomycetes; Hypocreales; Ophiocordycipitaceae.
AUGCUGCGGCCCCCCGUAGGCGCGCCGAGCCCCGUGCGUGCCUACGGGUUUCAGCCCUCGUUUAUUUCGAUGGUUCUUGGAUCAGAACGGGCGAUGUGCUUCUGUCGCCAAGGCAUCGCCCGUUCGACCGACAAUACUGGAGCGUCUCGUCUUCGGAUGGGACGCCGGCUCCAGAAGGAAAUGAGCUUGCACGUGGUGGCGAACGCUGCGGUUCCUGGGCCGGACGAUUUAUGCGAUGGCCGGGAGGUCCGCAGCCCGCUCACUGUGCGGAAAGCUGAGGAAGGGAGAGGGCAGGUCCAGGCACGAAACGUCAACGUCUCCCGUGUGUGGACUCGCAUAUCAAUGCCUGUGGAUAGACGACGCUUUGAAUCUAUUCAGCAAAGUGAAGAUGACGCCCCACUCAUGCCUGCCGUGAACUCCGGACUCAUGUCUACGUAG